Vollenhovia emeryi is the source of this 2636-nucleotide messenger RNA. RefSeq names its product ADP-ribosylation factor 6 (gene Arf51F). Gene Ontology annotation, molecular function: GTP binding; GTPase activity. The coding region runs from base 259 to 786 and encodes 175 amino acids. The record is from RefSeq and is a predicted model, not a curated record. Gene Ontology annotation, biological process: intracellular protein transport; vesicle-mediated transport. NCBI's taxonomy places the organism in Eukaryota, Metazoa, Arthropoda, Insecta, Hymenoptera, Formicidae. Gene Ontology annotation, cellular component: cytoplasm. The transcript is spliced from 5 exons.
UGGCCGCCGCCGUCGCCGCUGCGAUGCGUGCGCGCCCCGUGAUUUACGGAGGAACGUGACGACGACAAUGCCGCCGUGCCUGGCGACGAUGAAAUAAACGCUUGCACGAGCGCACGAGACGGUAACCUAAACGCCGAGCGGCGGGGAGCUAUGCGCAGCGUAAUUGUGAUGUGUCCGUGCAAUAUUGUCAACGGUCAGAUACUCGCUCUACUCUGCAGAUGUUUCUCGGUGCCGGGUGCCUAGAACACAGCUGGCAAAAUGGGCAAGUUGUUGUCAAAGAUCUUUGGCAACAAGGAGAUGCGUAUUCUCAUGUUAGGACUGGAUGCGGCGGGAAAAACUACAAUAUUGUAUAAACUUAAACUAGGACAGUCUGUGACAACUAUACCAACUGUAGGAUUCAAUGUAGAAACAGUUACCUAUAAGAAUGUUAAAUUUAAUGUGUGGGAUGUAGGUGGUCAAGAUAAAAUACGUCCGUUAUGGCGUCAUUAUUAUACAGGGACGCAAGGACUUAUUUUUGUAGUAGACUGUGCAGAUCGAGAUAGAAUCGACGAAGCCCGCCAAGAACUUCAUCGAAUCAUAAACGAUAGGGAAAUGCGUGAUGCGAUAAUUUUAAUCUUUGCUAAUAAACAAGAUCUUCCGGAUGCAAUGAAACCGCACGAAAUACAAGAGAAACUGGGAUUAACUAGGAUACGAGAUAGAAAUUGGUACGUUCAGCCAUCUUGUGCCACAACGGGAGACGGGCUUUACGAAGGCCUUACGUGGUUAACCAGUAAUCAUAAAUUAUGAGCAAAUAUUUAUUUUUCACAAAUUAGCUAUAUAUACAGAGAAUACACGUUUGCUUUGUAUUUUUUAUUUUUAAUUUAUCAUAUGGAGGCUCCUGUCAAGACGAACAACUGACAAUGAUACAUUUGACGACAUCUUUUUUACAUGUAAAGUUAUCACAGAUACAACAGGGAAAAAAAGAAACAACUAUUAAUGGUGUGUUCCAAUAAUAUCGAUACUAGGUGAAUAGUAAUUUAUUGUAAACGAGGUACCAAGGGGCGUGACCUUUGUUAUACUAGCUAUUUAUCCCAUUUCAUGGAAAUAAUUAAUGAAUAGAGUUACGCUAGCGGGUUUAAUAUCGCUCUGUACAUGUAACAUAUUCACACAAGUGUACUGUUUCAUGAGACACAUAAGUUGUACAAGUUUAAAAAGAAACAAAAACUUUACGAGAAUCUAGUUAUGAUAUUACGAGGUUCACGGAUUCACAAGGAUUAGUAUACUGUAUAACUUACCUUUGCAGGAUCAUAUCUUAUAUCUAUGUAACUGUUAUUUGAGCGCAGUUGCGUUUCUCGAGUGGAAAGUACCUCAAGUUUUUAACGAAACGCAGCUAGAUUUUUAACUUCGCAAUAUCUUGUUGUCAAAAUGCUAUCUCUAAUGUAUAUUAUAUAAUAUUCAUACGUAUAGCCCGUGAAUAAAUUUACCGUACCUACAUUGAGGCUUUAUAUAGUACAGCGAGACUAUUCCGUUAGUAAACAUUUCUUGCUAUUUAGAGUUCUGUGUCGAAAAAAUUGCUUAUAAUUUGAUUUCUUUUUGUUUGAUAAUGUCUUCCAGCUCGUAUAUGCUUCUUAAUUAGCUCCCAUCUUUUUCCGUUCAUUUCGAUCAGGUGAUCGAAAUGCGAUAACAUCUAAUCACCAAACUUAUUAUGAUUACGCACAAAUCGCAGAAUAUAGGAAACAAUGCAAUAAGGAGUUAUCGGUUUACUGAUAUUGUGAGCUCAAAAACCAAAAAAAACGAGAAAGAGAGAAGAAAACAAUGUUACAGAGAACGUAACAGCAUUGAAUCUGCCAAUAUUUUUUACUGUUUAAGUGAGUAUUGGAUAAUAAAGCAUAUUAGUAUUAGGUCGCAACGAUCGGAUCGUUAAGAACAACAUUUUAAACGGAUGAGAUAAAUGUUUUCAUGACCGUUUAAUUUCUCAUAGCAUAAUCCAUAGAGUAAGACUAAUAAGAAUAUACUUUGAGAUUCACAAUUGAUUCGUAGAAGUUUAAAAGUGUUCAAAAUGUUUGUGUAUGAUUAUCGAAUCAACUUGAUUUACGAGUAAAUAAUAGUGAUGAUACACCUUGUAAUUCGUGAAUGCAUUGACACCUUGUUUACAUUCCAUGGUACAUUAGCGGAUUAGACUGUUAGAGAAACGUCUUUAGUUAUACGAAUGAUCUUCUACGUGGAUUAUAACAAGAGAUUUUCCAGACGUAAGUUUGUACAACUUCCACAGCAUCCGUACCAUUAAUAUUAAGUAUCUCACUUGAGAGAUGGUGUGAACGUUGAGCGCAUCGUCUGUAUAAAAAUCGUAAUCAGGCUUUGGAAAUACUCAGCUGUUUUCCAGAGAACAUUAGAUAUAUUACUUAGCACCUCUCUAUUGCCACGUCUUUGUACAAUUUCGUGAACGUAAUCUCUACAUUUUUUGACAAUGUUUCAAAUAGCGAUUCUCAUGUAUUCUCUCUUUUUCUAAUCAUAAAAAAAAUAUAUGUAAUUGUGUUACGUUUUUAUCACAUCAGCUUUAGCAGAAGCCAUUUUCUCAUUAUUAAAUGUGAUGUUAUGAUGUUAAUUAACGAAGUUUUAUGUAUAUAAAUAUGUUUGAUAUAUAUUACAGCUACAGU